AGUAAGUGGAUGUUGGCCUUCGAGCACACACGGAAAUGAAGACAAGAUGCUUUGCCGAUCCGCUUUUUGGCGAUGUGUUUCGAAUAGCGUAGGGGACGAUCGCAAGGCGCUGGCACGCAACCAUCUUCACCUUUUAGACAAGCGACAGUGGGACUUAACAACGCCGUCCCGCGCCCUUCCGGUCGUCGAAGUUUUGCUGCGUUCGGGCGUGGUUCUCGAUGGCCUCGAAAAAAGUGCUGCAAAGCCGUUGUGGAGCAUGACACCGUCAAUGACUAAAAAAGAGCGAUCACUUGUGCAGAAACUCUCUGGGAUGCUCCACACCAACACGGCCUCGUUGGCAGCUGCCUCCUCCAGUGACCAAAAAAGCGAAAACGGCGUGGUUCGAUCUGCUUACGCGGCAGCCUGUUCGACGGGCAAAUGCACUAUUGGUGCAGUUGUAGACCACAACUUUGUUCGGUGCCUGCAGCUUCCAUUUCAGUUGAUGCUGCUUGAAUUAAUUCUCUCACGCUACAUUUCCGUGGUGUGGGUUUACAAGGCACCGAUGGUCACGAAAGAACUUCUGGACCCCCUCUGCGACCAACUCUUGUUGCACGAAGAUCUAAUGACCUUCAAAACGGUGUGGUGGCUGUUGGUGCUGCUGUCCGGAGAUGCGCGGCUUUAUAACGCCACCGUAGCCCCUGCGGCUGGAAAGCGCCUCUACGGCCUGUGUGUGCGUCGCAUUCAUCAGCUACUGCCUCAUCUGUGGACGGAGCAGCGCCUCCUUGUGCAUUUGGUGCUGACGUCGAUGAAGGGUUACGAAAGGCCUUUUAUCGUCAUUGGUGAAAUCGAAAAGUUGGCACUGGUCACCCCGUUGAGCGAGUACGAGGAAGUCAACUCCAAAGUCCUGCUGCAAUUCAUGAGCUCUCCGUUUGCAACAAAGCAGAUUAACCUGACUCUCCGACUCGUUCUGCAGUGGUGCAAAGGAACACGAAUUGCGGACUUCGGUUGCGAAGAGUGUCUGCUCGCCUUCUCUAUUGUUGCCUCUCUUCACGAGUGCACCUUAACGGACACCGCCUUCGCCGCCGCCACGGCCAAGGAGUGGGAGGUGCUGCACGAGUGUCUGUUCGCCCAAGUCUUUCUCGUCGCGGGGGACAUGACCCCUACCGGUUGCAUUUCUAUUUUGGAUCAGGCGGAGCUGAUAAACGUUUCUGGAUGGGGAAUCACCGUUCCUCAGCUGCUUCUUGAGAAGCUGAAGCGCCGACUGCUCACGGAGUGCAAGCGCCAAAUUGAUGAGGAAGACCUCUCACCAGAAACGGCGGAAGAUCUGCUUCGGGUUGUCCUAGGCUUGCAGCACCUACUGCAACGUUACACGGUACUUCCCUACAGCGCGCCGGACGAACGAAUUAUUAAUCAGUAUGUUCUCUUUUUGGAACAGCGGCUCGCAACUUAA
Molecule: messenger RNA, 1429 nt
Organism: Leptomonas pyrrhocoris
Lineage: Eukaryota; Euglenozoa; Kinetoplastea; Trypanosomatida; Trypanosomatidae
Exons: 1
Coding region: 47-1429 (460 amino acids)
Source: RefSeq, a predicted model, not a curated record